Messenger RNA from Populus euphratica (Euphrates poplar), 1657 nucleotides. RefSeq names its product F-box/LRR-repeat protein At5g63520-like. The coding region runs from base 6 to 1586 and encodes 526 amino acids. The transcript has 10 exons. Gene Ontology annotation, biological process: positive regulation of proteasomal ubiquitin-dependent protein catabolic process; protein polyubiquitination. NCBI's taxonomy places the organism in Eukaryota, Viridiplantae, Streptophyta, Magnoliopsida, Malpighiales, Salicaceae. The record is from RefSeq and is a predicted model, not a curated record. Gene Ontology annotation, molecular function: protein binding.
CUCAAAUGGCUACGCAGCUAUCAGGAAAAAGGAUGAGCGGGUUCUCUCUGGUGGGUGAAGAGAUUGUACAAAAUAUACUCUCAAGGUUACCGGCUUUGACCUUUGCGUAUGCUGCCUGCGUUGAUAAACGCUGGUACAAAAUAUGCAGCCAAAUACUCAAAAGGCCUAAGCUUGCUUCAGCUCUCUCCCUCAACCCUUCUCUCCAUGAUGCUGUGAAAGAGGUCAUUGAGCAGGUUCUCGCUGAGCCUAUUCGUCCACACUUUGCUAUUGCCUGCAUUAGCAAAGAGUACAACUUGGAACUGGCUCAUGGACUGAUAAUUGAAAAACUGGGUUCAAGAAUCCCAAUAAUUACUAAUGUUUCCAGUGGGAUCAUUGGUGUCGAUGGCAUUGCUAAUGAACUGUUUGAGGAAAAAUGGGAAACAACUUCCGGUCCUAAUAUCCAAGAAUCAGAUACAGCUGAAAGAGGACUAGUUCUGCUCGUUGGAUUUUUACCUGGACUUAAAAUUGGCACCAUUCCGCUGUUACAACCGAGACAGGAAUCCAAUACAUUGGUUGACAAAUUUGUGAUGGAUAUUUUACAUUACACAGCUGCUGUUUCAGAUUGUGCAGCCCCUGCUGGGAUCAUAAUGUUUGGAGACAAAACCACUGACAUGAAACCUAUUGUUGCAAAGAUGGAUUGUGCUAUGCCAGAAGAAACAGUCAUUGUAGGCGAUGCAAGUGCCGACUUCAUUUUCAGAACUGGGGAUGAUUCUUUAAAUCAACUCGUGUAUACAUGCUGCUUUCAAGCUGUUGCUCUUGUAUUUGCAAGGGAUAGAUACAAGCCUGAAGGUUUAGGAGAAAUUCAAUUCCACGUCACAAAGUCAACAGGUGUACUACCAUUUGGUCCCGAGCUAAAGGCAGUUUGUGUUGUACCAAAAGAUUCAGAGCGUUCAUGUCUGUUUGCAAGAUUGGAAGGACAGGAUGGCAUUAUGGCUGCCGGGGAGAUUUUAAACGAAAUCGAACAACAGUUUAGGGAAGCAGAUAUGUUUGCUGAUCUUUACAUUGGUGUCACCAAAGAAACUCAUCGCACCAGUGAUUCGGGGAUUUUGACACCAGGAAAAUCUUUGGAUUUCUACAAAGUCAUAGGAGGAGGAGAAUAUUACUUUACUGUCAAUGGUAUCGGCAUCAGAACUGGUGAUUCCUUCCUAUUCUACCAGUCAGAUUCGGCUACUGCUUCAUCAUCAUGUGACCAUGCCUUCAAAAAACUUCUAGCUCUGAAGGCAGAACUGAAAAGCAAAAAUUAUCUUCGUUUGAGCAAUUUAGCUGACAAGGACGAUAAGGAAGAAGUGCUUGGUGGUUUCAUUUUCUCUUGCUAUCAUCGCGGUGAGUCAUUCUUCGGAGACACUUUUGUUGAUAGCUACCCAUUCUGCAACAACUUUCCUACAGCUCCAGUAGCAGGAUUAUUCUGCAGAGGAGAAAUAGGAAGGGGCCCCAAAAGCUUGAUGAACGAAGAAUAUGAAGACGAAACCUCCCCUCGAUGCCGCGUCCAUGUUUACAGCACAAUAUAUUUGGUUAUGUCAUAUCUUCCACCACCUUUAGAGAGUUAAUAUCUAUGAGGAGACAAGCAUGAAGCAAUUCUGUAACAGUGAAAAGAAUUGCAAAUGUAUCGCUGGGACUA